Puntigrus tetrazona (Sumatra barb) is the source of this 914-nucleotide messenger RNA. RefSeq lists its product as uncharacterized. The record is from RefSeq and is a predicted model, not a curated record. Gene Ontology annotation, biological process: inflammatory response; regulation of lipid catabolic process. Gene Ontology annotation, molecular function: signaling receptor binding. The coding region runs from base 140 to 631 and encodes 163 amino acids. The transcript has 4 exons. NCBI's taxonomy places the organism in Eukaryota, Metazoa, Chordata, Actinopteri, Cypriniformes, Cyprinidae.
CUUAGCAGAUAAAAUCAAACUAACGUUAGUCGUUGUGCCUCACUCGCUCAACGACCGCGCAAAAGCAGUCCAGCCCCCCCCCGGAACGAGGCGGUUUUUGAGCGCCUUCAGCGGUGGGUCUUGCUCAGACCGCUCGAAGAUGGCUCUGCCGCCGCUCGCCCUGCUGCUCGCCGCCGGAGUCCUGCUGAGCUCCGUCGAGGCUCAGAGCUCCUUCAGCAAACUCCCAGAAUCCUACAAGAAAGGAGUGGAGCUCGCGGAGCAAAAAGUCAACGCUCACGAAGGCGUCCAUCAUCAUUUUCUCUACUUCAAAACCAUUCAGCAGUCACAAAUUGAGGCAGGGUUUGAUGUUGUCUACAUCUACCAAAAUGUUUAUCUGAAAGCCACCAUGUGCAAAAGAGGAACCGAGAAUGCAGAUACAACCACAUGUGCCUACAGGAACGAUCGGCCUCUGAUAGACUGCGCCGUCUGCUAUAAGACCUACGCCGGAGCGAUCGAGGCGGAACCCAAACCCUACGUGAGCUGCGUGCAUAAACCCGCUCUCACCGAGGCCAUGAAGAAAGAGAGGAUCGAUCACUGCAAUAAGAUGGCCUACAGCAGCGGAUCUCCCACCCUGCUGACGGUCGUAUCCUGAGCAGCUGGAGACGGCAUCUGCUGGUGCUUUGCUCUGGAGAGCACGGCUUCAGUCAUUCCAAAAGGCGCAUACUGUGUCCUUCCUGAGCCCGAUCAACUCUUUCUUUGUGCUUAUUUAAUCUACAAUAACGGAAGUGACGGCUACGUUUUAACCCUGUAACGUCACCUUUUUUCCUAACCUGGGUUAGGGUUAGGGUUGGGGUUGGUUUAAGGUUGGGGUUAUGUUAAAGAUAGGGUUAGGUUAGGGUUAGGUUUGGGUUUGGGUUUGGGUUUGGGUUUGGGUU